Molecule: messenger RNA, 741 nt
Organism: Anopheles bellator
Lineage: Eukaryota; Metazoa; Arthropoda; Insecta; Diptera; Culicidae
Gene: Obp73a
Product: general odorant-binding protein 70
Exons: 5
Coding region: 1-699 (232 amino acids)
Molecular function (GO): odorant binding
Source: RefSeq, a predicted model, not a curated record
AUGCUGGUAACGGUGACGCGCUUUCUGGGCCACGAAAGUGCCGCAUUAGCGGAAGACCAAUUAAGCAGAGACUCCAAAUUGGUGCAGCGGCUAAAAGUUCAACGAACGAUGAACUUCCGAGGCAUCCUGAUGCUGUGGGUUUCGUUGGCCUGCGGCGAAAUGAUGCUUCGUACGGUACAGGCCGAUGCACCGAAAAAGCGUUGCCUCAGCAAACCGAACAUCUCGAAAAAGGUUGACAUGGUAAUCCACCAGUGCCAGGAGGAGAUCAAAUCGAGCCUGAUCGAGGACGCACUGAAGAUCUACACCGCCGAGAGUGGCCAGUGGCACGAGCGACGAAAGCGUGACUCCUCCAGCGGAUCGCACGAUUUCUCCCAUCCGACCAUUGUUUCGCACGAAGACAAGUGGAUUGCAGGAUGUUUGAUGCAGUGCGUGUACCGUAAGAAUGACGCCGUCGACAAGAACGGAUGGCCAACGUUGGAUGGGUUGGUGAAUCUCUACACGGAUGGUGUAAAUGAGCACGGUUUUUUCAUGGCUACUCUGCGAGGCGUCGAUCGCUGCCUGAAGGGCACAUCGAAGAAGUAUCAGAUCAAACGGAACGAUUUAGCCGAAAACUUCGAGCAGUGUGAAGUCGCUUUCGACGUGUUUGACUGUAUCUCGGAUAUGAUCACCGAUUACUGUAGCGAUCGAUCCCACCACUGACUAACGAGAGGAUGAUGCUGGGGAACCGGGGACGGAUGGGAU